AUGCCCAACCUGUUCCCAGCCACCACCGCCCACUCCCGCCCAGUGCCAGCGCCCGCCGCCUUCGGUCUCUUCGACGACGCGGCGGCCGCCGCCGCCGCCGCUGCAGCUCUGGGCUUGGCGCCGCCCGCCGCCCGAGGUCUCCUCACGCCUCCGGCGUCCCCGCUGGAGCUGCUGGAAGCCAAGCCAAAGCGCGGACGCCGCUCCUGGCCGCGCAAGCGCACCGCCACGCACACCUGCAGCUACGCGGGCUGCGGCAAGACCUACACCAAGAGCUCACACCUCAAGGCGCACUUGCGCACGCACACAGGCGAGAAGCCCUAUCACUGCAACUGGGAGGGCUGCGGCUGGAAGUUCGCGCGCUCCGACGAACUCACGCGCCACUACCGAAAGCACACCGGCCACCGGCCCUUCCAGUGCCACCUGUGCGACCGUGCCUUCUCGCGCUCCGACCACCUGGCGCUGCACAUGAAGCGGCACAUGUAGCCCGGACGCCCCCCCCCACGCCCCCCCCCGCGCGCGGCCGUGGCGGGUCCCACGCGCCGGGCACGACCCCCUCUCAAACUGUGACUGGUAUUUAUUGGACCCAGAAGACCGGGCUGGGCACAGCGUGGCCAUCGAGAGGGCUCCCCGCGCCCCCGACGACGACGACGACGCCCCGGCCCCCAUCAGAGACUGAAGGCCCGGUGGGAGAAGGCCACGAUCCUCCUUGACGAGUUUUGUUUUCAAAAUGGUGCAAUAAUUAAGUGUUGUCUUCCCCACCACCGGGUCUACACUAGAGGAUCGAGGCUUGAUGCCUUGUGAGAAAUACCGCCUUAAUUUGUACUGUCUUUGGCAUUUUUUUAUAAUAUUGUACAUAGUGACUGUGACAGAUAUUGUAUUGCUGUAAAUAGGGAGACAGGUGGGCAUUUUGGCCCCCUGGUUCGUUUUUAUAGGACUUUUGUUGUUGUUUUUUUAAUUAAAAAAAAAAGUUUUGCAUCUUUUGAAAAAUCA
Suricata suricatta (meerkat) is the source of this 990-nucleotide messenger RNA. RefSeq names its product Kruppel like factor 2 (gene KLF2). NCBI's taxonomy places the organism in Eukaryota, Metazoa, Chordata, Mammalia, Carnivora, Herpestidae. Gene Ontology annotation, biological process: regulation of transcription by RNA polymerase II. The record is from RefSeq and is a predicted model, not a curated record. The transcript is spliced from 3 exons. Gene Ontology annotation, molecular function: DNA-binding transcription factor activity, RNA polymerase II-specific; RNA polymerase II cis-regulatory region sequence-specific DNA binding. The coding region runs from base 1 to 483 and encodes 160 amino acids.